GCUUUUACUUGAAAUAAAAUAAACGUUAAAAACAGUUUGCAACAUGAGCCUGAAUGACGAAACAGCAGCAUAUCAACAAAUUUGCAGUGCACGCACCGUGCAAUCUGAUAGACAAGGCUUUUUCAAUGAAUUUUACAUGGAAGUAAAAGAUUCCUGCGGUGAAAAAUGGCUUCAAAACUAUUUUGGCAAACUGAAAUCGAAUGAAGCACGCAUUUUAUCAAUAUUCAGUGAUCGUGAAAUUUGUGAUCCAGUACUGGGUGUCUUGGAAAAUGUGCAACCAGUUUACAAGCAAAAAGAUGGACUCUUCUCAGCGCAACGUCGUGCACAAGCCGAUAAACAUCAUUUGUUGGGUGAACUACAGCAGGCGUUGGCUCAUGCGAAUCUGGCAGUUGUACGUGCACCAGCUAAGGGCGUUGAUCCUGUUAUCGAUGAUGGGUUAACACUAGCUAUGGCGUUCCGCACACGCUCUAUCAUAUUAAUCGGUCUGGGAGAUGGUGAAACGGCGUUAAGUGAUUUGAAAUUGGCGGCAUCUUUCGGUUUGGAAUCAAAGCAAAGUGUUGAUUAUUACAUCAAAAUGGCAAAAGCUUAUGCAUGCAUGGGUGAAACUGCACGAGCGGAAAUUUCGCUUAAAAUUGCCGAAAAACUUUCUGGAGGUGGAAAUGCAUUAAUUGACUCUUGUCGGAAAGAGUUGCCGUUGGUGAAAAGGUCAACGAAAAAGCAGCGAGUCCAAGUACCUAACUUAACUCAUGGCGAGAAUCAGAAUUUACGUGGAGCAUCCAAUUUAGUAAAACUAGUUGAAACUAAAGAGAAGGGGCGCUUUGUUGUGGCAAAUGACAGUGUACAAACUGGAGAUGUGGUGCUUUGUGAACAACCGGUGGCUGCUUGUUUGUUGCCAAAUUUUUAUGGUAGUCAUUGUCAUCACUGCUUUGAACGAUUGGUCACACCAGUCCCUUGUUUAAAUUGUUCGGGAAUUGCUUUCUGCUCAGCACAAUGUAUGGGUGAGGCUUGUGAGACCUAUCAUCGCUUUGAAUGUGAAUAUAUGGAUUUAUUCAUUGGUUCUGGCAUGUCCAUACUCUGCUUUAUAGCUUUACGUAUUUUUACUCAAGCGCAAAAUUUGGAAAGUGGUUUGAAUACUGCCAAUUUACUUUAUGCAAAUCUUUGCACUCAUGAAGACUCCCGUCAAGCUGAUGAUCUUUUGCAACGUUCACUAAUGGCUGGUUUCUUACUGCGUUGUCUACAGAAAUCACAAUAUUUUGGUCGACGCAAAACGGAAGGUGUGAAUCCCACUGCUAUUGAACUGCAAGUAGGUGCUGCACUCUUGGGGCUUUUACAAGUAUUGCAGUAUAACGCACAUGAGAUAUACGAAACACUUAUAACAGAUGAACAUCGAUUUGAUGGUUCAAAAGUAGUGUAUGUGGGUGCCGGUCUCUACGGUACUGGCGCUUACUUCAAUCAUGAAUGUUGGCCAACUGUAGCGCGUUAUUUCGUGGGUAAAAAACUAGUGUUGGCUGCUAUUAAGCCACAUCGUCCAAAUGAAAUUGUAGCUGAGAAUUAUGGUCCAACUUUUGCGAAUGUUAAUUUGAAGGAACGUCAACGUAGCUUGCGUGGACGGUACUUGUUUAGUUGCAAUUGCAUGGCUUGUCAAGAAAAUUGGCCAACUCUACAAAAAUUGGAUAAGCAAGUCAGGUUUUGGUGCACAACAACUAAUUGUCAAAAUGUAUUAAAAUUUCCUAAAGAUCUCUCCAAAGAUGUACGUUGCGCACGUUGUCGUAAAAAUGUUUCUCUCAAGGAGAGCGUGGCGCAAAUAAUUAAAAUUGAAGAAUUAUAUCGCGAAGCAGCAGAGGCUAUGAAAGAUCAAAAAACUCAAGAGGCGAUAGCUCUGUUUAAGGAGGGCAUCGAUAUGUUUUAUCAGAUCGCUGUCAUGCCACAUAAAGACACACUGAUCGCUCAACAGUCUUUAAGAAAAUGUAUGGCUGAUACUGGUACUACUUUUAAAAAGUGAUCACCUCCAUUUUAGUGAAUGUAUGUUGUACUAAAAUAUAAA
Molecule: messenger RNA, 2044 nt
Organism: Teleopsis dalmanni
Lineage: Eukaryota; Metazoa; Arthropoda; Insecta; Diptera; Diopsidae
Product: SET and MYND domain-containing protein 4-like
Exons: 6
Coding region: 44-2002 (652 amino acids)
Molecular function (GO): protein binding
Source: RefSeq, a predicted model, not a curated record